Giardia duodenalis is the source of this 4443-nucleotide messenger RNA. RefSeq names its product VSP. Bases 1 to 4443 code for a protein of 1480 amino acids. The record is from RefSeq and is a predicted model, not a curated record. The transcript has a single exon. Lineage: Eukaryota; Fornicata; Diplomonadida; Hexamitidae.
AUGUUGGUAGUAGAGCUUCUAUUCGUGCUGAAUGUGCUUGCUGCAAACUGCGCUGGAGGCACUAGAAACAGUCGCGCAACUGGCAAUCAGUGCGGAACAAUAGAGGGAAUAAGCAGUCCCAUGGAAUGCGCGGAGGGGCACGCACUGGACGAGGCCGCAAACGCAUGCAGGGCCCCUCCGUCUUUCCAAUGCGAGGUCGACAAACUGGUAACUAUAGGAUCAGCCCAAGCGUGUACACAAUGCAAGCAGGGCUUCGCACCCAUCGACGGUGUCUGCACGGCGUUCGGGGACGAUCUCGUCACAAAGACGGCAAAGUGCACGCAAUCGGGCGGAGCCGCAAUAGAGGGCACGGACACCUCGUGUGGUAAAUGUGGCGGCGACGGGUACUUCCUCUUCAUGGGCGGCUGUUAUAAAACAGGGGCGUCUCCCGGAGAACUUAUAUGCACCAAUGCAGUCGGUGGGGUAUGUGCCGCUUGCAAGGCUGACGGAAGUGUUUUCCAAAACAAGGCAUCAGUUAAGACACCGGGCAGCGAGUGCAUUCUGUGCUCAGACUCCGUUGGUGCAGAUAGCAACAAAGGAGUGGCAAACUGUGCGGCCUGUGAUGCGCCGACAGGGGACACGGGCACAGCCAAGUGCAAAGCAUGCGCGGAGGGGCACGCACUGGACGAGGCCGCAAACGCAUGCAGGGCCCCUCCGUCUUUCCAAUGCGAGGUCGACAAACUGGUAACUAUAGGAUCAGCCCAAGCGUGUACACAAUGCAAGCAGGGCUUCGCACCCAUCGACGGUGUCUGCACGGCGUUCGGGGACGAUCUCGUCACAAAGACGGCAAAGUGCACGCAAUCGGGCGGAGCCGCAAUAGAGGGCACGGACACCUCGUGUGGUAAAUGUGGCGGCGACGGGUACUUCCUCUUCAUGGGCGGCUGUUAUAAAACAGGGGCGUCUCCCGGAGAACUUAUAUGCACCAAUGCAGUCGGUGGGGUAUGUGCCGCUUGCAAGGCUGACGGAAGUGUUUUCCAAAACAAGGCAUCAGUUAAGACACCGGGCAGCGAGUGCAUUCUGUGCUCAGACUCCGUUGGUGCAGAUAGCAACAAAGGAGUGGCAAACUGUGCGGCCUGUGAUGCGCCGACAGGGGACACGGGCACAGCCAAGUGCAAAGCAUGCGCGGAGGGGCACGCACUGGACGAGGCCGCAAACGCAUGCAGGGCCCCUCCGUCUUUCCAAUGCGAGGUCGACAAACUGGUAACUAUAGGAUCAGCCCAAGCGUGUACACAAUGCAAGCAGGGCUUCGCACCCAUCGACGGUGUCUGCACGGCGUUCGGGGACGAUCUCGUCACAAAGACGGCAAAGUGCACGCAAUCGGGCGGAGCCGCAAUAGAGGGCACGGACACCUCGUGUGGUAAAUGUGGCGGCGACGGGUACUUCCUCUUCAUGGGCGGCUGUUAUAAAACAGGGGCGUCUCCCGGAGAACUUAUAUGCACCAAUGCAGUCGGUGGGGUAUGUGCCGCUUGCAAGGCUGACGGAAGUGUUUUCCAAAACAAGGCAUCAGUUAAGACACCGGGCAGCGAGUGCAUUCUGUGCUCAGACUCCGUUGGUGCAGAUAGCAACAAAGGAGUGGCAAACUGUGCGGCCUGUGAUGCGCCGACAGGGGACACGGGCACAGCCAAGUGCAAAGCAUGCGCGGAGGGGCACGCACUGGACGAGGCCGCAAACGCAUGCAGGGCCCCUCCGUCUUUCCAAUGCGAGGUCGACAAACUGGUAACUAUAGGAUCAGCCCAAGCGUGUACACAAUGCAAGCAGGGCUUCGCACCCAUCGACGGUGUCUGCACGGCGUUCGGGGACGAUCUCGUCACAAAGACGGCAAAGUGCACGCAAUCGGGCGGAGCCGCAAUAGAGGGCACGGACACCUCGUGUGGUAAAUGUGGCGGCGACGGGUACUUCCUCUUCAUGGGCGGCUGUUAUAAAACAGGGGCGUCUCCCGGAGAACUUAUAUGCACCAAUGCAGUCGGUGGGGUAUGUGCCGCUUGCAAGGCUGACGGAAGUGUUUUCCAAAACAAGGCAUCAGUUAAGACACCGGGCAGCGAGUGCAUUCUGUGCUCAGACUCCGUUGGUGCAGAUAGCAACAAAGGAGUGGCAAACUGUGCGGCCUGUGAUGCGCCGACAGGGGACACGGGCACAGCCAAGUGCAAAGCAUGCGCGGAGGGGCACGCACUGGACGAGGCCGCAAACGCAUGCAGGGCCCCUCCGUCUUUCCAAUGCGAGGUCGACAAACUGGUAACUAUAGGAUCAGCCCAAGCGUGUACACAAUGCAAGCAGGGCUUCGCACCCAUCGACGGUGUCUGCACGGCGUUCGGGGACGAUCUCGUCACAAAGACGGCAAAGUGCACGCAAUCGGGCGGAGCCGCAAUAGAGGGCACGGACACCUCGUGUGGUAAAUGUGGCGGCGACGGGUACUUCCUCUUCAUGGGCGGCUGUUAUAAAACAGGGGCGUCUCCCGGAGAACUUAUAUGCACCAAUGCAGUCGGUGGGGUAUGUGCCGCUUGCAAGGCUGACGGAAGUGUUUUCCAAAACAAGGCAUCAGUUAAGACACCGGGCAGCGAGUGCAUUCUGUGCUCAGACUCCGUUGGUGCAGAUAGCAACAAAGGAGUGGCAAACUGUGCGGCCUGUGAUGCGCCGACAGGGGACACGGGCACAGCCAAGUGCAAAGCAUGCGCGGAGGGGCACGCACUGGACGAGGCCGCAAACGCAUGCAGGGCCCCUCCGUCUUUCCAAUGCGAGGUCGACAAACUGGUAACUAUAGGAUCAGCCCAAGCGUGUACACAAUGCAAGCAGGGCUUCGCACCCAUCGACGGUGUCUGCACGGCGUUCGGGGACGAUCUCGUCACAAAGACGGCAAAGUGCACGCAAUCGGGCGGAGCCGCAAUAGAGGGCACGGACACCUCGUGUGGUAAAUGUGGCGGCGACGGGUACUUCCUCUUCAUGGGCGGCUGUUAUAAAACAGGGGCGUCUCCCGGAGAACUUAUAUGCACCAAUGCAGUCGGUGGGGUAUGUGCCGCUUGCAAGGCUGACGGAAGUGUUUUCCAAAACAAGGCAUCAGUUAAGACACCGGGCAGCGAGUGCAUUCUGUGCUCAGACUCCGUUGGUGCAGAUAGCAACAAAGGAGUGGCAAACUGUGCGGCCUGUGAUGCGCCGACAGGGGACACGGGCACAGCCAAGUGCAAAGCAUGCGCGGAGGGGCACGCACUGGACGAGGCCGCAAACGCAUGCAGGGCCCCUCCGUCUUUCCAAUGCGAGGUCGACAAACUGGUAACUAUAGGAUCAGCCCAAGCGUGUACACAAUGCAAGCAGGGCUUCGCACCCAUCGACGGUGUCUGCACGGCGUUCGGGGACGAUCUCGUCACAAAGACGGCAAAGUGCACGCAAUCGGGCGGAGCCGCAAUAGAGGGCACGGACACCUCGUGUGGUAAAUGUGGCGGCGACGGGUACUUCCUCUUCAUGGGCGGCUGUUAUAAAACAGGGGCGUCUCCCGGAGAACUUAUAUGCACCAAUGCAGUCGGUGGGGUAUGUGCCGCUUGCAAGGCUGACGGAAGUGUUUUCCAAAACAAGGCAUCAGUUAAGACACCGGGCAGCGAGUGCAUUCUGUGCUCAGACUCCGUUGGUGCAGAUAGCAACAAAGGAGUGGCAAACUGUGCGGCCUGUGAUGCGCCGACAGGGGACACGGGCACAGCCAAGUGCAAAGCAUGCGCGGAGGGGCACGCACUGGACGAGGCCGCAAACGCAUGCAGGGCCCCUCCGUCUUUCCAAUGCGAGGUCGACAAACUGGUAACUAUAGGAUCAGCCCAAGCGUGUACACAAUGCAAGCAGGGCUUCGCACCCAUCGACGGUGUCUGCACGGCGUUCGGGGACGAUCUCGUCACAAAGACGGCAAAGUGCACGCAAUCGGGCGGAGCCGCAAUAGAGGGCACGGACACCUCGUGUGGUAAAUGUGGCGGCGACGGGUACUUCCUCUUCAUGGGCGGCUGUUAUAAAACAGGGGCGUCUCCCGGAGAACUUAUAUGCACCAAUGCAGUCGGUGGGGUAUGUGCCGCUUGCAAGGCUGACGGAAGUGUUUUCCAAAACAAGGCAUCAGUUAAGACACCGGGCAGCGAGUGCAUUCUGUGCUCAGACUCCGUUGGUGCAGAUAGCAACAAAGGAGUGGCAAACUGUGCGGCCUGUGAUGCGCCGACAGGGGACACGGGCACAGCCAAGUGCAAAGCAUGCGCGGAGGGGCACGCACUGGACGAGGCCGCAAACGCAUGCGUAUCUAGCGGCGGUGCCGGUGGAAGCGUCAAUAAGGGAGGCCUUUCCACAGGCGCCAUAGCAGGUAUCACCGUCGCCGUGGUGGUCGUCGUCGGAGGCCUUGCCGGCUUCCUCUGUUGGUGGUUUAUUUGUCGGGGGAAAGCGUAG